Molecule: messenger RNA, 10963 nt
Organism: Lytechinus variegatus (green sea urchin)
Lineage: Eukaryota; Metazoa; Echinodermata; Echinoidea; Temnopleuroida; Toxopneustidae
Product: nuclear receptor coactivator 6-like
Exons: 5
Coding region: 148-7368 (2406 amino acids)
Biological process (GO): positive regulation of transcription by RNA polymerase II
Cellular component (GO): histone methyltransferase complex; nucleus; transcription regulator complex
Source: RefSeq, a predicted model, not a curated record
CGUCUCUCUAAGGGUCAAAGGUCACCAUGGCGUACGUGAAGAUUCUGAAUUAGUCUUUGUCGGUCGGAGAAAAGAACGGAAAACAAUGAUUUGCUUUCGAAGCCUAAUUCUAACAGAGCAUUAACCCACAUUGAUUUGGAAGCCAACAUGGGCUCCUUAGAUAAGCUUGUUGUGACAUGUCAAGGGCAUUACAAUGAUCCUGAUCUUCAUUUCAAGUUACAUUGGCUCAUUAAACAACUUUCUACCAUAACAGAAACAGAUACAUUAUCUGUUCAUAAAGUGGAGCCAUGGAACAGCAUCAAGGUGACAUUCAACAUUCCACGCCAUGCUGCCACUCACCUACGUUCACUUGCUCAAAAUGGAGAUCCGUCUCUAAGAAACCUUGGAAUUCUUUCUGUUCAACUGGAAAAUGGAAAUGUUAUUGACUUGAAUACAGGGCCGCCACCUCCACCACCACCACCUGCACCAGUAACCCAGCAGCUACAACAACAACAGCCACAACAUGUUCAACAGGCUCAGCAAGCACCACCACAGCAACAACAAAUUCAGCAGCAGCAUCAACAGCAGCAACAGGUACAGCCACAGCAGUUUCAGCAUCCACAAAUCCAGCAGCAGCAGCAACAACAAGUGGCACAGGUUCAAUUGAAUCAGAAUGGAGCUUUUUCAUCCAUUCUUGGGCAAAAUCAAGGAAUAGGCAUGAAUGUAAAUGCCUCCCCUCAGGCAAUGGCAUCCAGAAUGGGCAUGACACCUUCUCCUGGACCAAUGGUUAUGCAGGGGAAUUCUGUUGUACCUCCUUCUCAAUCUCCUAUACCUCAGGGCAUGAAUAGAGGAUAUAGUCACAACACAAAUCAAUACCAUCAAAGAGGGGGCUUUCCGCCAAGAGCAAGUACCCCAACAGCUCAGUCAAUGUCUCCUAAUCCAAUGAGUUCAAUGGCAACUUUGGCACAAGGACAUAACAUACCUCCUAAUACCCAUCUCACCCCAAGCAGUAUGAUGCAGGAUAAUAACCAGCAGGGAAAUAUGUUCCCUUGGGGUCUAACAGGUUUUCCGCAGAGAGGACAGCAACAUCAACAACAGCAGCAACAACAACAACAGCAACAGCAGCAAUGGAAUCAAAUGCCAUUCCAGCCUCAGCAAACCCCACAGCAGCAACAGCAGCAGCAGCAGCACUUGCCAUUUUCCAUGCAUCAAGGAAUGGGCCUUGGAAUGGACAUAACUGCAAAUCAAACCCUACCUAGCUCAAUGGGCAACAUUCAGCAGCCUGGGAUUCCGACACGGCCUCCUCCACCUCCAGCUCAAGUGAAAAAGCCAGCCCCAAAGAAGAAACGCAAGAGCAAGAAAAAGCAGAAUCAUCCUCAAAUUCCACUGCCUCCUCCACUCAUGCCUCCAGACCCACAAACUAUGAAUAAUCCCCCUCCGCCCCUUCCAUCUCAAGAUCCGCUUCAGCAAAGUAAGCCAUCCAAUCUAGCUUUGCCACCAAGUCUCAUGAACAACCCACUCAGUCCAGAUACACCUGUGCAGUCUAGAUUAAUGCAACCUUCUCUGCAAUCAAGUGCAAUGCAUAUAUCAACAUCAAUCUCAACAUCAGCUGGAACAGUUCCAGAAUCUCUUCCCUUUUCUCAAUCACAAGUAACAACUGCAAUGUCAACUUUCCCUUUCUCUGAUGCUUCUGGUUCCAAAUUGCCAAUUCCACAAGGGACAACAAUCCAACAGAGCCAGGCAGGUCAGGUUGGACAGUCUGAAUUGUUGUUUACUCAAAACCAGCAACUCCAAUUGCCUUCGUCACAUGGACAGCAAACCCAAGUUACCAACACGCAGCAAAAUUUUGUUCCAGGACAUCACUUAUUAGGACAUCAUGGCAAGAAAUCUGCAACUGCCUCUUUGACAAGCCCUUUGCUUGUUAAUCUCCUACAGAGUGAUAUUACAGCCACACAGUUCUCAUUUGCUUCAGAAGAGAUAAAGAAUACUAAUGCUUCAACAGUAACCUCAGGAGGUUCAGCAACUUCUAGAAACGAUCAUACGUUACAGCAGUUGCAGCAACAUUUGCAACAGCAACAAAUUCAACAACAACAAUUACAGCAGCAGGUGCAUCACCAACUGCAACAGCAGCAACAGCAACAACAAUUACAACAAAUCCAGAAUCAGCACCCUCAGUUACAAAACUUGAAUCCUCAGCAACAACAGCAACUACAGCAACUCUUCUCUAAUUCAGGACAACCACAGGCAACCAAUGUUCCUGGCCAAUCACCAUUUCCUCAACAGGCCCAAAACAAUGUAUCAAACCAGAGUAAUGCCCCCUACUCCAUGUCCUACCCUCAGCCAAUUUUCAGCACACCACCUAUCCAGAUGGGUUCUGCAGGUCCUACAUCUACUAGUAGUUUACCUGUUUCAACAUCAACCGAGAAGAUUACACUAUCAACCACAGCAGGAUUCCCUGUAUCAUUGCCAAACAAGAUAGGGCCUAGUUUACCAAGCUAUCCUCCUGCUAGACCAGAGUUAAGAGCCGUUCCUCGUGGACCAAGUCCUAGAAUGUCCAUUCCUGUGCCAUCCUUACACUUUGAUCCAAGUAGGACACAGUCACCACAGGUACCUCCGUCAGUUGCUGCUCUUAUAUCAGGAAGGUCACAGUCCUCAUCUCCUCCAGGAGUAGGACCUAGACAGCAGACACCUCCUACUGGAGGAAGAAUGGCAUCAGGAUUUUUGCCGACACCCAUCGCAACACCCAAUAUUACUCCAGAUAUUUCCAAAACGACUGCAUUUCAACAUCCAACUCCCAUUACAGUAUCUGGUAGUACAUUAUCUGCAGCAAGCACCACUUCUCCAUCAACUGCAUCACAGGUCCAGAGCACAGCAGGUAGCAUUAUACAGAGCUCUAUUCCCAAACCAGGAAAUGACUCAAUUAAACCAGCUGCUGGAGAGGAAAAGAUGGAAGAAGAUCACUCUUUUGAUGAAGAAUCUGCAAUGGCAUCCAUGACAGAAGCAGAGAGAGAUACGUAUGCAAUGGCAGCAAGGAUUGUUCAAGAAGUGAAAGAAGAAGAGGAGCAAAAGUUCAAAAUGAUUACUCCAACUGUAAAAACAACAGCUCUCUCAAAGAAGAAACAAAAAACAAAAACUCAUCUGCUUUCUCAAGCUUCAGAAAAAAUAUCUUCCCCAAUGAGCCCUAAUCCUCCAGCUCCUCCACCUCCUCCAAGUACCAGAGAACUGUUGGGUAACAUCUCUCAUCCCAUUAGUGGAGGACAAGUUCAUAAAGGAGAGACUCAUACUUCUAGUUAUCCAAAUAUUCCCUAUUCAAGAGGAUUCCUUGGAGGAACAAAUUUUCCCCCGAGUGGAGCACCACCAACAAGCAGUACAGCAUCUCAAGGGCUGGUUCAACGAUUUGCUGGAAGCCCCAGAGGCAAUAUGACCGCCCCUCCUCCGCGCAUGGCAGCUCCACCCACAGUCACUUCUACUCAACAAAUUACUGGGCAGAAUGUGAAUGUACCUGUAACAUCCAUGCAUGCUGGUGGGAGCAUGGUAAAUCCGGUCAUUGGGCAAGAGAGUGAUCUGAAUUUUAGUCUGUCUUCUUCAGCCAAAAGUCUACCACAGCCUGCAACAAUGACUUUGACUUCCACUCCAGCAUCGACUGAUGGUAUUCAGACAAUCGAUAGAAUGGUAGACUUAAGUAGGCAAAUGGGAUUUGGUUCCAUGAGUGUUGCUGAUCAAGUGCUUGGUGCUCAGUUACAACAAAUGGCGAAAACAGAGUCACAUUCAUUUCCUCCUGGAAAUCAACUGUACCCUUCUCAGGGUACACCUCAUCAAAUGAAUCCUGCAGUGGCUAGUCCAUCCACGACUCAAAGCAUGUUACCUCCAUCUCAAGCACAAACAGACUUCUCUGGCAAUCAACCUCUCAACUGGCCCCUUGGCUUGCCACCUUCAACAUCAACAAGUAUGACAUCUGAAGGGCUUCGUUUCAUGGAAAAACUGGCCAAUAAUCCAAGAGAAAGCCAGUUGGUGAGGACAUCAUCAAAUCCUCCUGUGUAUGGCACACAAGUGAGUGAACCAGGAGGGAUUGAGAAGAAAGAUGAUAAAUCUCAUCUGAAGGCUUUGCUGAGUGAAAUCAAUGUACUCCCACAAGUACAGAGUGCUGCAACUACAUCAAUAGCUGCGCAACAACCUGUAACAUGUGUAACAGCUUAUUCAUCAGUACAAGGGCAGAGUAUGCAGCCUGUAAUAUCAAGGGUAGGAGCCCCCAUGCAGAGACCAACAGAAAGCCAACAUAAAGUUGAGAGCAGAUCUGAAGUUAAACAGUUAUUACAAGAAGACAUCAUGAUGAAUAUUGGACAAAUGGUAGCACCAACCCAAGUAGAUUCUGCAAAUACCACAGGAAGUGCUGUUGAAGGACCAUCCAUUAGUAGAUCAUCUGAUUUGGGAACUGUAGUUGUUAAAAAAGAAGGUCAUGAGCAAACCCUCAAACAAGAUGAAAUGCCUAUCCUAAAGCCUUAUGGAGACUUGUCAAGUCAAAUGCAGAAUACCAUACAGAUGCCUAAAUUAGCAGGAACAGCAACUGGGUCUUCUGGUUCAAACCAAGCAAUAACACAAGGUGUUCAACAAAUAGCAUCUCUACCAAAUGUGCCUGCAACAAUAUCAGGUUCUGUCCCCUUACAAUCUCCUGUUCCCAAUCAGCAAAUGAGGAAAACACCCCCAGCAACAAUUGCAUUGACCCCUUCAGAUAGCCUUCACAUUUCUACUGCUGAGCAGCCAAAAGUGCAGGGUCAAGAUAUUCACCCUGUUCCUGGGGUGUCACCAACCAACCAAAGUGGGCUUCCAACAAUCUCUGGUGUGUCACAUGUGGGAGAUCCUUCUAUGGAACAGGUUUCUAAAGUGCAAUCCUCAGAGGCAAAGUCCCCUGGGGCAUCAGCUGAGCGAAAUGUAAGACGUCAAAGAAGUAUCAGCCCCCAGAGUGAUCGAGCCUUCAGCAGUGCAAGCGCAUUAUUGAGUUCUAUUGCAAAGUCUGCCAGUGGUAGAACAGUUUCUGGAAGUACAGAAAAACUCUCUUCCUCGGGAAGCAGCGUAGGAAGUGGUGGUGGAAAACAAUCGCCUGUUAUUUCUGAGCCACUCAGUAUUUCUUCAUCUCCAACUCAAGCACCAUCAGUGUCCUCACCUAUGCCAAUUUUGCAGCCUCAACUUGCUGAAGCUCUUGGAAGUAUACCCGACUCAGCUGACUUAACUAAACUUGCCACAUCUGCCAUUCGUGGUUUGAGUCCACCCCGCAUUCAUGAGGAAGAAAUCAAACCACCCCCUCAACACACAUUGGACUUUCCUGCUUUGAAGCAGCGUAGGAGGCGCUCAUCCAGUGGUAGAUCAUUGACCCCACCUAGAUCGGGAACACCUCCUUCAAGCUACAGACAAGGGAUAAUGGGUAGUUCCACUCUGAUGAGAGGGGGUACACCUCCUGCACAGACUGAUAGGAGACACUCACCUACAGUUUUAGGAGAAGUCAUGGGUGGUCCUGCGCAUGGUAUGAGGUCUUUGAUGCCAGUAUCUCAGAGAAUGAUGUCCCCUCUUAAUGAAUAUGGCCCUUAUGGCGGACAUAUGAUGAAGAAUAUCCAUCAACAUCAUUCAUUUCAAGAACAAUUUACUGGGCAGAUGCAUGGUACUUCAAAUCUUCCACCUGGCUUAAUGGAAUUACAAGGACAGCAUCCCAUGUCUCCACAUUUCAUGGGAGGUGGAUUACCUGGAAGUAAUGUUCACCACUCCUCUCAGCCUGUCACAACCUCACUGCAGCAAGGACAAGCUGCUCCAAAUCAGCUUGUGUCAAAUGUGACAGAGCCUGCCACAAUGAGUCAUCCAAGUGUGACCACACAAGGAAUGAUACAAAGCCAUCCUUCAAAUGUACACCAGUCAUAUGCUAGAGGACCUGUAGGCAGUCCGAGAUCAGUCCAGUUCGAUCCAUCGUCAGUACCUCCGGGGGGUUCUCACACUUCACAGCAGCUUCCAGGAAAUAUUGAGAGUGGAGCCAUGCAUUUACAAAGUCAAAAUGAGGUACUGGCAAGUAACAUCGGUCAACAGCAGAGUGUUAUGCAACAGGACUGGUCCCAGCAAAGUGAUUCCAGUAGAAGCCUUGGUGUUCAAGGCCAACUUCCCACACAAGCCCAGGUCCAGAUGCCAAGAUCUUUGCCUGUAGCCAAUUCAACGCUUAUGUCAACUCAAUCAAAUCAGCAAGGACCAGCUAUUAAUGCUGCGCCUGUUGCAACAUCAGGUUCAGCAAUUCAUUCAUCUGUGAAUCCUGUACAAAGUACAGUUCCAGAAGCUGCUGUUACUUCUCAAGUUACUGCAUUUUCUGUGAAAAUUACUGAGAACAUUCCAGUACAUCCAUCUGCUUUGCCUCCAAAUCCUAAUGUGUCUUCUGUUCAACAAAACAUUGCAACAGCAAGACAAGAUACCAAACCUAUUCCAAGUAGUACAUCAGCCCCUGCUCAGCAUCAUCAGACUUCAGGAACUCUCAGUUCUGCAAGUACUGUUCUAGAUGCCAUCAACAAAGCCCAGGUCACUCAAGAACUCUUUCCACCAACUUCCCAAACCACAGCCACCACCAUAUGUCCAGAAACUCAAGUGACGAGUACACCAAUUUCUGAAGCAGCAAUACAACCUGUGCUUCCAGUGCUACAGUCAGAUGGCCCACCAACCCCUGUCCAUAUGGAAUUAGGAAAGGACCAGCCUGCCAUCACAAAUGUCAGUAAAUGUGAAGAAGAGCCAACUUUACCAGUAUUGACAAGAGAGAUGAGUGACCCUAGUUCCAGUGGUGAUAAAGAGAGCACUCAAUCCAAAGCAUCCACCUCUGUGCAAGGUAGUGGAACCCCUGAAAUACCUACCUUAUCAUCAGAAAGCAAAGACAAAGAUGAUUCAAAGACACCAUUUGACACUCCAAAACCUACAUCCCUUGAGAUGUCUGAGGAAUCUGCCAAAGCACCAGAGAUACAGCUUCCUGGAGCCAAAGAUACAGCAUCAUCCAGUGAGGGUUUAAUACUUAAGGAAGUGCCACUUCCAGACCAUGAGGACACAGAUUCUACAAGCUCACGUUCAGAAACGCCUAAAUCACACCUGUCCGAACCAACUACCGAGGAUACUUCUCCAAGCAUUAGGACAAGGCGGUCUGGUCGAAAGUCUCCAGGGGCGGCCACCACACCAGGUGUAGAAGGUGGUCCAAUGGGAACGAGAACCAGAAGCUCAAGUGGAUCUUUAGUUUCUACUUCUGAUAAAGAUGGUGAUGGGAUGUCUGAUCAGGAUGGUGUGACUACACGGAAAAGGAGUAUGAGACACAAUGCAAAAGCGGAGAUGUACUAUGGGCCUAUCCCUGCUUACAAGAGAAGAAAGACCAAUCAGAAAUGAAUACAAGUUUCAAGAUGAGGCUGUAUUGCUGAGGACCCGGACAUUCACACCGUUUUCACAUCCCUUUGAAAUGCAUUUUAAUUAUAGCACACCUUUUUGUGGGUUGUAAGACUUCAUUUUUGUGAAACCAGUCCCAAGGUGUUUUUGUGAGGAUGAAGUGCAGAGGUCAAGACACUUAACUGAUGUGGAAUCUUUUCAAAAGAAAUUUCCUGCAAAUAAGAUGAUGGAUUGAAUUUUAAAUGCAAAGUUUUGAUAUUGCCUAAAAGCUUAUCCAGACAAUCAAUUAGAAUAUUAAGAAACUGCAGGGGUGGCACCAGUGGUGACGGGCAACCACCCUCCCCCCCCCAUUAUUUUUCAAGUUGUUAAAAAAAAAAUCUCAUAAAAAAAAAGAAUGUAAGAAGUAAGCAGAAUAUAGGUCCGGCCAUGUAACUCUAAUUUUGAGGGCAUCUUGCCUCCCCCCACCCCCUCUCAUCAAAACAUCCUGAUACUGCCCUUGUGUAAGUGAUUAUGAUUUGCUACUUACAUGAACAAUGGCAAAGUACAAAGAUGCCUAUGCUCUUUAAUUAAUGAUGGCAAACUUACAUGUAUCAUAAUAACCAUAACUGGACAGUAAAUCAUGAUACAUGUACAUCAUGGUCAAUAUCAUUUGGGUAUUCAUUUUUAGUUUAUGGGAAACUUUCAUCAGAGAAUUUGUUUUCAUUUGGAAGUUCAGGGAAUAAUUUUCUUGGUAUCGCAUUGCAGUUUGCUCCACAUUUCUGAAAGACUGCUAUGCAUAAAGUCUUUUGUAAAGCUUAUUUUUACAUAGGACUGUACAUAACCGGUACUUACUGUAGUUGAGAGUUUUUCUCUUAUGACCAAAAAUGCUAUUCGAAUUUGUAAAGCAAAACUGUUCCCUGCAGUAUAUCUGCCCAGAGGACCAUAGCUGUGCAUGUAUGACUUCUGACCCUCUCUUAUACUGAAUGUCAUAUCAGGGAAUAAUUUUGUUUUAUAAAUUAUAAUAGCAUUUUUGGUCAAAAAAGAAACACUUUCAAUUAAGUAAUGUACAGUCCUAUGUAAAAAUAUGCUAUACAAAAGUCUUUCAAACAUGUGGAGCAAAUUGUGAUGUAAUACCAGGAAAAUUAUUCCCUGCAAAUUCAUACAUCGCUGACUUUCAUGCAUAACAUUAUGAACGGCUUGAUUUACAUUCCCAGGACAGAAUCAAUAUAACACAUGUUAUGCACUGUACAAUGUAUAUACCACACAUAUUAGUCUUCAAGAGACUGAGGAUGAGGUGAUGAAUGUCUUUCACUUGGACAGCUACUUCAGCUGACACACCUCUUAUGUCAUGUUAUUGCACUUAUUUUCAGCUUUUUUUUCUUCAAAAUUCUGGUGUCAGAAAAUCAUAAUGCUUUUUCCAUGGAAGCCGAAUGUUCCCCAAUCAAAGCCAGUCAUUAGACAUUGGUUAAUAUCAUUUUUUGUUGUUGUUCUGGUGUUGACAUUGGCAGCAUAGUUCAGAUCGCUUUCCUUUGCUUUUAUGGCAAAUUAUAGUUUACAGAAAUGGUCCAAAUUACAUUAGCUCAACAUCUUGAGGUUUUGUCUAAUACCGGCUUCAUUUCAAAAUUUGUGCAGUGCUGAAAAUUAUCACAACAAUAACACUGAAUGGUUGACACCAAACUUUGUACGGCCUUUGUAUACUGAAAAACAAUCUAAGUCUUGGGAUUAAGAUACUGUAUUGGAAAUUGAUAAGAGGUUGAAUUAAAUCUAAAUUAAAGUAAAUAUCUGUUCAACUUCAAGGGGGAAAGCUGAACAUUUGAAUAGGCUAUUAUCUGCUUAUCAAUGGAUGAUGUAAAAGAAGCGGUGACAUUGUUGUAUUUGAUUAUUUUUUUAUCACCUUGAUGAAAGUUAUUCUUAUUGCAUCAGAAAUAGCCCCUGUAUUAAGACUAUUGGAUUUCAGAAUUCAUGUGUCAAAAUAACAUGAUUUGCAUGCCCUUGUGAUUUGCUACUAAAUGUAUAACCAAAACUUGGUCCAAUUAUCUUUUAAAUGUGUAUAGGCAGGGUUAAUAGCUCCAUGUUUAUACAUACAAAUAGACUAUUUGGAUUUCUUGACCAAAUCUGUUUCUAGACAUGGUUGGCAAAAUGGUGCCAAGUAGUAACAGGGAUAUUGAAACUUAUCAUCUCCCGUUUGGUUAAUAAUUUUGUCAGUGGUCAUCAAAACCACACAUGUGACAGUGCAAACCCAUUUCCGAGAAAAUAGACUCUAAAGUUUACUGUAAUUUUGGAAAGACCAAGACAAUUACUCGACAUUGGUAUCCUUAUUUUUACAUAAAACCAAGGAUCUGAGAAAAUCUCGCGAAAGGGCUACAUGUUUGUAAUUUCGGUUUGAGCGGCUUAAAUUUUCCCUGUACAAAAGCGUCUUAGGGAAAAAGCGAUUCAAUAAAAAGUGAUCAGUCAAAACGUAUCGCUUUUUCAUGUGCAAAGUCAAUGUAGUGCCGAUACAAUGGUUUGACUGACCGCGCAAAUUGAAAUCGCAGUCAGUCAAAAUGUAUCACUCUGUUGCUCUAAUACAGAACACGUUUCCAAUGGGAUUUGCUCAUUUGCAAAUUCCCUCAUAUCUCAGAAACUAAACUAAAAUAAAUUACUGCCUAGAAAUUUAGUCAUGAAUAGAGUAGGACUUGUACUUUCCAUUUUCUGCAAAAAUCCCAAAAUCAAUUUUUUGACCAAAGUUGACUGAUACGAUGGUUCGGAUGAACGCCGAUGAUUUGUACCCAUUUAUAUGUUUAUUGUAUUCUUAAGUCUGUAUACUCACAUAACUAGAAUGGAUAUAAAUCCUUAUGAAUCUACUUUAAGCCCAAAUUCACAAAGCCGUUUUUAAAACCCAUGGUAGAGUUUAUGCAGAUUUCCUGUAUAAAUUACGCUUAUUUUAUCGCAUAUGUUAAAAAAUGUCCAGUGCUGAUGCACGCUUUUGUCACAGUGUGCCAAAGUAUCCACAUUAUUUUAUUCAUGAGUCCACUCUUCAAACAGUGGACUCGUGAAUGAAAUAGCAUAUCUAACCAUGGUAACAGGCAUUAAUUUGGUGCACUGUGACAAAAGCGCGCAUCAGCAUAGGACAUUCUUUAUACACGUUCCCGAUACGUGCUAAAUUAAGCGUAGUUUAUACAGGAAAUCUGCAUAAACCAUGGACUCAACCAUUGGUUUUCAAAACCACCUUUGUGAAUUCGGGCCAACAUGUUUGAUAACAUAUCAGAUUGUGAAGAGAAAGACAGAGAAUGCCUACAGAGGUGUAUUGUAAAUAUUUUGUGUUGGCCAUGAAAUCAUGAAAUUCUAAUUCGAAUGCUAGAUAAGCAAAAAGAAUAUUCAAUAAUGUUUGCAUUUGUUAUUUUGUAUUAUUGAGUUUUUUAAACACAACAAAACAGUAAUAAAAUGGCUCAAUGAAUAAGGAUGGUUGAUAAAGCUUUUGAAUUGAAGGAAUCAUGAAACUUUCUUGUCCGAAAAAAGGAGAAGAAAAUUGAGAAGAGUAUUCAAAGAAAAAAAUCAAGUGAAAUCUUGGUAGAAUAUAAUUGAUAUAUGUAUGUAUUAUUAUAUGUGUGGUCUUUCUAGAUUUGAAUGUUUUUUGUUU